CCUCAUAAACGCAGUGUUCGUCUCAGAAAUGGAUUACCGUUUCCUGUAGCUGUCUGGAAUAUUUCUAUGUCUUCCGACGCAAGACAAUAUUUUACGGUUCGUUUAUUUGAGAAAACAACAGUAAUUGGAGUAGAUGAAGAGCAACCAGUCUUUUUGUUGAAAUAUAACAAGCGAGUUCCGGAUACAUUUGGCCAAGCUGUUGUUUACGUACAUACGAAUAUUUCUACUUACCGAGUUAAUUUAUGGAAAUAUUCUGGCAAAGUCCAGGUUGAACUUUUUUCCGUGGACCAGGAGUCGUUCGACUUUGGUUUGCUGGAAAGAAAUGACACAAGAACAAUAAGAGUAUGCACUUUUCAAAGAAGCUUGUCUGCAUAA
This is a messenger RNA of Strongylus vulgaris, 375 nucleotides long. Lineage: Eukaryota; Metazoa; Nematoda; Chromadorea; Rhabditida; Strongylidae. The record is from the annotation of a GenBank genome assembly.